UUUAAAAUAUACAUGAAACAUUUUUAGGUUUACCCAGAGAUUCACACUUGAUUUUUCAGUAUAAUAGAUGUAUCCAAAAUUCGGUAGAUAUGGCAACUCUGUGAAAAAAUAGUCGCUGGGGUCGCUGUGGGUCGCUGGAUAACCACAGCUGGUAAUUUUCACUGUGCCUUCACGAUCUGUGCAAGAGUAAUUACGCAUUUGCACGAUAUUUAAAUACAAAUUUUGUGCCAGUAAACCCCAAGCCUGGAACACCGUUUUGUGAUGCACUAGUACAAAAGUUAUGGUGUUAAGUGGUGGCGGUGUCCCCAACAUCUUUGAUAAAAUACAGCCAUUUUUUUAUCUUGCCAUGUAUCCUGCUAAUGCAUAGAGUGGUAGCAACCAUUAAGUCCUCUUAACAUUUGCAGCAUUGACAUAAAAUAAUGGCCGCCGUUGUUGAUCAGUUCCUAAAUAAGUUCCAAAAUAUAGAAGGCACAACCAUUGCAGCCAGGCAGAAAAACUUUUUCAAAUUGUUGCAUGAGAUUGCACCAUUAGUGAAGGACAAUGUAAAAGCACUGGAUGCCAUUACGUCAAAUUUAAAUCCUCAAACUUACCUGGAGAGCACAUUCAGACUGAAUUUUCUAAUUUAUUUUCGAAGAUCACAAGAAUUACUGCCUUUAUUGAAAGAGGGAAACGAUGUUUUUGUCAGCAAAAUAGCGAAGCAAGAUUGGUUUUUUAAAGAAGUGCUUGUGGAUACUCCAGCAGAUCAACUGGUAAAUGAAAUUUUACCAUGCAUGUCAUUUUCGGUUCGUAUGAAAGUACUGAGGAAGUUGAGUAAAUUUUCACAGAGUGAAAAGUUUGAUGAAAUUUAUGAUGGUCUUGUUAAUCGAUAUGGAAUGUUUUUGGCGUCACAGUUUAUUACUGGGUGUGGUCCUGCAAAAGUAAGGCAAAUUUUACUUGAGUAUCCUAUUAAAUUAACAUCAACACAGUUGAAAAUUUUGCAUUCAAAGGAUCCGCAGCUCAUUGAUUUUUACUUUACUGCUACUAGAACGUCUUUGCAUGGAUAUUCAAAUCUGAUAAAGUUUAUUUAUAGUAAUGAUCGUGCCUUGUUUGAUGUUCUAAAUGAUAAGUAUCAUAUAUCCAUACGCCUUGGUCGAAGAGCUACAAAAAAGCUUGUAAUGGUUAAAAAAGAUGACAUAGUCAAGAAUCCUUAUAACUUUGAGCACAUAAACAUGAAAGCCGUUUUAAGAAAAAUUGGUAAAGAUUCUGUGCUGCUUUUUAAAAAUGCCCUUCCUGCUCAAGUGUCACAUUGCCUUAAUAACAAUUGGCUAUUUCGAAGUUUCCCCAAAAAGUACCAUUACAGUUUAUUUGUAACAAUCUUUCAGGAACACUACAAGAUAAAAUUAGCUGAUUAUCCUAACUUAAUUAGCGAGGAACUUCUAAAACUAAUACCUGACAACGUGGAACGGGCAGUUUUAGCAAAAGUUCUAGUAGACAUUGGCCGCGAUGAGUACCUCAGGUACUUACUUAUUGAAGAUUCUGUUCGAUUAAUCAAAGAAAUAAUUAAUGUAACGUCAGAUAUUUAUGAAAGGGGUAAAUUAGUAACACAUUUAAUUGAAACGUGUCAUAUUAACAAAGACAUAGGCGCUCUAUUUAAAGUUAUGAAAUAUUUUUGUUUUAGACACAAAAAUGACGAACUAAAUGUACAUUUGCAGUUUAUAAAUAAUAUUGAAAAUCUUUUUGGUUUUAAAGAAUUCACUGAAGAGAUGUGGACUACGUUAAAUGAAUUGUUGACCAUUCACAUGUUGAAAUUUGAUACUCGUCAAUCCACGUACGAAAAAAUACAAAAAAUGCCUUUAGUUAGUUUUAAUUUGGGAACUUCUGUUUACCAGAAACUGUCUUAUUUGGAGUUUUUGUUCAAAAAGGGCGACGUGAUUGAUGAGUUAAUUAAAGAAUACUUCACUAGUAACACUGAGUUCCCCAUAUACAGAAAUUACGAUGAACGGUUUGGGAAAUAUUUCUUGCUUUUCGCUAUAAAUAAUAUGGCUCAACAAAGCAAUAAUAAUGAUCAUGUAACUUUUAACUAUAAGUUAAUUUGUGAGAUAAAUAGUUGGAGUAAUACCUACAAACUUGAUCAGUUAUCAUUUUAUGAUUUUCCAGUAUUACUUUCUGCGUUUAAUUAUAUUAUUAGGAACGGACGUCCGUUGAAUUAUCCUACCGUAUUUCGUGUGUUCCGCAAUAAAAUUUUUACCACAGAAGAAAAUACUGACAGAAAUGAAUAUAUGCAAAUCUAUUGGGAGCGCCAUGACGCGUUAAUACAGUUAACUGAUAUUUGGUGGUUUUUAAAAUACGAACCUCUUACUAUUCUUACCCAUUUUGAUGUCGUUUUUAAAAAGUUGACCGAAAUACCCAAUUUGCACUUCUGGAGACAGAUUAAAAAGUUUAGUCACUUGCACCUGGAUGAAAAAUCAAUUCAAUUAAGUUUAGCAACGCUAAGUGAUGAGGAAAGCACUGAAAUGAAACCAAAUUUUGUACCUUCUUUGUCUGUUUUAAUGAAACCUGGAGAUUACGCGGCAUUAGCAGAUUCAUAUAAACCUGAGAACAAAAAACUAGACCUACAAAACGAAAAGGAAGUCAGGCGCUAUACUUUGCAGUGUGCGGUAGCUACGCAUUUUAAAAACACAAAAUAUUACGAGCUGCUUCCUUCAUUGUUGAACUACUGUGCUGGUGAUUAUUUUAAAUAUGCUAUGAGAUCACUUUACAGUUUGCUAUAUCGAACACCGGAGAACGCACUUCCUCAGUAUUUGAAUUACUUAGCGAAUAAAGCCGUAUCAGUACGAAAGCAUGCUUUAUACAUGACAUGUGAACUAACUACUUCGUCGAAAGUUGAACAUAUGCUUAGAUUGUUAAGUAAGCAAGAAGAAGUACAAUCGCUUCAGAAGUAUAUGUUUUUAAGUACAAUCCAAUACUUUGUAAAAAGUCCAAGCGAUUCAAUAUUCGAGUUAGUUAAGCUGAAUAUGCUGUUUAUUACCCAAGCUGACGAAGAAUCUUUGUACGGUAUAACCCGACAUUUGAUUAAAAUGCCUCAGAAGUAUAAGGCCCAGUAUAUCCUAUGCGCAUGGAACCACCUAGAAAAAACCGUGACUGUGUGGGAAAAAUUGCGACCCUUAAAAGAAAACCUCCUUGGCUAUGUGAAUUUGGCAGUAGCUAAGGAAAUAUCAUUAGAAGUGGGCAUGCAAAUUAUUGAACAGCACUUUAUGACAGAGAAGGGAAGCAGAGAGCUGAACAAUAUACAUCCAUUUAUGUUCAUCUUUUACAGUAGCCAGGACGAAAAGAAAUUUAUUCUUGAGAAAAUACUCUCCAUUGUCGACCAGUGCAACAGUAAAAAACAAAAGUUUGAUUUUUUUUAUAGUUGGUAUCCUGAAGUUAUGAGAUCAACGAUGGAAAAUUUACCGUACAUGGACAAGUUUGUCGAUUACUUUGAAAGUAAAUGUUCGCAGGUGGUAGAUUUCACAGAAUUAAUUAAAAUCUAUUUCUUACAUCGCAAACUGGAAAAAAGUAAAUGGGAUGUUGAAGAGCUUUCGGAGAGACUUGUAUCGUACUAUACAGAUGUAUUUUUACUAUAUGGAACGCAUGUGAGUCGCAUAUUUGCAAGGGAAAUGGAUUCUAACUUGUCAUUUUUUGCAAAAAAUGGUGCUGCAAAAAAUGAAUUUUACUUGAGUAUGCUGAAGCGUAGUCCGACUCACCUCUUUGCAGGUAUGCUGAUAGAAGUAGUUACUGAGCCGUCAUGCGGCGACUUGGCAGCCAGCAAAGCUUUGAAUGAGUUUUUACGAAUUUUCAAAACUGUGCCAGACCUAGGAGCACAAGUUUGUUUACGGUAUAAAAAGUACAAAUGGUAUACCAGAAUACAUCCUGAAGAUAUGGAAAUAGAUUAAGAUAGUUUAAAUAGAUAGUAAUUUAUUUUAUACAUUAAAUUAUAAUGCAGAGAGUGAAUUUUAUACCUAUAAUAUAAUAAUAAGAAUAAUGUAUUUUUCGUGGUAAUAAUUACAAAGAGUUUUUCACAUGUCUGUAAACUUAAAUUUAAUAAACUAUGAUACAGAAUAGAAAA
Zophobas morio is the source of this 4084-nucleotide messenger RNA. RefSeq lists its product as uncharacterized. Lineage: Eukaryota; Metazoa; Arthropoda; Insecta; Coleoptera; Tenebrionidae. The transcript is spliced from 3 exons. The record is from RefSeq and is a predicted model, not a curated record. Bases 420 to 3911 code for a protein of 1163 amino acids.